Messenger RNA from Nymphaea colorata (pocket water lily), 3300 nucleotides. RefSeq names its product homeobox-leucine zipper protein HOX32. The record is from RefSeq and is a predicted model, not a curated record. The transcript has 18 exons. Gene Ontology annotation, molecular function: DNA binding; lipid binding; DNA-binding transcription factor activity. Lineage: Eukaryota; Viridiplantae; Streptophyta; Magnoliopsida; Nymphaeales; Nymphaeaceae. Bases 488 to 3046 code for a protein of 852 amino acids.
CGCACGCGCUACAGUCUCUCUCUCUCUCUCUCUCUUCUCUUUCUCUCUGCAAGGUGGGUCGUAUCCAAGGGAAGGGGGAGACACAGCAGAAAGUUUCCCCUUUUUCCACAUCUCCAUAUAAGCCCCCCGAUCACUGUCUAGGGUUUCCAUUUUUCACUUCUCUUUCUUCUACAAGAGGAGCUCCAGAUGAUGGUGGGUCUGAAGAGUGAGCAGAGGGCUUGGCAUUAGGGUGAUGUGGGAAAGAGGGGGCUCUCUCGACAGAGAGCGCCUGCAUUUUCUGUUCCUUGUCUGUUUUUAACGGCACCCAACCCCGGGGAGAAGGAGUCUUUCUCCUUCCCCUCCUCUUUCAAAGAAAGAGAGAGAGAGAGAGGGUGCAAAAGAAGGGCCUUUUCCUCUUUCUUGUGGUUGUCGUGGUGGCACCUGUUUCCCUGAAGGUUUUCUCUUUGGUGGGUGGGAGGGUCUUUUAUUGAGCUAGGGUGUGGUGGUGAUGGCUCUCUGCGUUCAGAAGGAAGGGAAGAACAGCCAGAUGGACAGCAGCAAGUACGUGAGAUACACUCCUGAGCAGGUGGAGGCGUUGGAGAGGGUAUAUUCUGAGUGCCCCAAACCUAGCUCGUUGAGGAGGCAACAGUUAAUCAGGGAGUGCCCCAUUCUGGCAAAUAUUGAGCCCAAGCAGAUCAAAGUUUGGUUUCAGAACAGGAGGUGCCGCGAGAAGCAGCGGAAGGAAGCAUCUCGAUUGCAGACUGUGAAUCGGAAGCUGACCGCAAUGAACAAGUUGUUGAUGGAGGAGAAUGAUCGUCUGCAGAAGCAAGUCUCUCAGUUGGUGUACGAAAAUGGCUACAUGAGGCAGCAGUUGCAGAAUGCUUCUGUAACAACCACUGAUACUAGCUGUGAAUCUGUGGUUACAAGCGGUCAGCAUCAGCAGAACCCUACUCCCCAGCAUCCUCCGAGGGAUGCAAACAACCCAGCAGGACUCCUGUCUAUUGCAGAGGACACCUUGGCAGAGUUCCUUCCGAAGGCUACUGGAACUACUGUCGACUGGGUCCAGAUGCUUGGGAUGAAGCCUGGUCCGGAUUCUAUUGGCAUUGUUGCUGUUUCACACAAUUGCAGCGGUGUGGCAGCACGUGCCUGCGGUCUUGUGAGUUUAGAACCUCCUAAGGUUGCUGAAAUACUCAAGGAUCGCUUGUCUUGGUUCCGUGAUUGUCGCUCUCUUGAUGUAUUGAGUGUUCUCCCAACAGGAAAUGGAGGGACCAUAGAACUGAUAUAUAUGCAGACUUACGCUCCUACAACACUUGCAUCUGCACGUGACUUUUGGACAUUGAGAUAUACAACUGGUUUGGAGGACGGCAGCCUUGUGGUGUGUGAAAGAUCUCUGACGUCUUCGAUUGGUGGUCCAUCUGGACCUACCACCCCAAAUUUUGUUAGAGCUGAAGUACUUCCUAGUGGUUGCCUUAUCCGUCCAUGUGAAGGUGGAGGUUCCAUAAUUCACAUAGUAGAUCACGUUGAUUUGGAUGCUUGGAGUGUACCUGAAGUGCUUCGACCACUGUAUGAAUCAUCCAAAAUCCUUGCACAGAAAAUGACCCUGGCUGCAUUGCGUCACAUAAGGCAAGUAGCACAUGAAGCCAGUGGUGAAGUUGCUUAUGGUAGCGGUCAUCAGCCAGCUGUUCUUAGGACUUUUAGUCAGAGAUUGAGCAGGGGAUUUAAUGAUGCGGUAAAUGGGUUUGCUGAUGAUGGUUGGUCCCUAAUGAAUAGUGAUGGUGUGGAGGAUGUGACCAUUGUUGUGAAUUCUUCUCCUGGCAAACUUCUUGGUGGUCAUCUGACCUCUUGUGCUGCAUUUUGUGCUCCUGGCGGUGGUGUCCUCUGUGCAAAGGCUUCUAUGCUGCUACAGAAUGUUCCCCCAGCACUGCUUGUUCGUUUUCUGAGAGAGCACCGUUCAGAAUGGGCUGAUUGUGGCAUUGAUGCCUUCUCUGCUGCUUCUCUGAAAGGCAGUCCUUAUAGUAUUGCUGGGUCAAGGUUUGGAAGAUUUGCUGGUGGUCAGGUUGCUCUGCCUCUUGCCCAAACACUGGAACGGGAAGAACUACUGGAGGUAAUCCGCUUAGAGAGUCAUGGCUUCACUCACGAUGAUGGAGUUUUACCAAGAGACAUGUACUUGUUGCAGCUUUGCAGUGGAGUUGAUGAGAAUGCAGUUGGAGCCUGUGCCCAGCUUGUAUUUGCUCCUAUCGACGAGUCAUUUGCUGAUGAUGCUCCGUUACUUCCUUCUGGGUUUCGAGUUAUUCCACUGGAGUCUAAAUCACUAAAUUGUCCUUUGUUUCAGGACAUUCCUACUGGUAAUCGUACUCUUGAUUUAGCAUCUUCUCUUGAAGUUGGUUCUGGUGUCACGCGACCCUGUGCUGAUGCUACCACAAAUGAAUAUAAUCUGAGAUCAGUCCUCACAAUUGCUUUCCAAUUCACAUAUGAGAACCACUUGAGGGACAAUGUGGCUGCAAUGGCUCGGCAGUAUGUACGCAGUGUAAUUGCAUCAGUUCAGAGGGUUGCAAUGGCGAUAGCUCCAUCUAGAUUGAGUCCACAUAUUGCCUCCAAAACACCUCCUGGUUCUCCUGAGGCUCUCACACUUGCAAGAUGGAUUUCCCGCAGCUACCGAUUGCACACUGGAAUGGAACUUUUCCGAGCUGAUUGCCAAGCAAGUGAAUCUGUGCUGAAACUGAUGUGGUAUCACAGCGAUGCCAUCAUGUGCUGCUCUAUGAAGGCAAGUGCAUCCCCUGUUUUCACGUUUGCCAAUCAGGGAGGCCUUGACAUGUUAGAGACAACCUUGGUCGCUCUUCAGGACAUAAUGCUUGAUAAAGUUCUCGAUGAGAAUGGCAGGAAGGCUCUAUGCUCUGAGUUCCCAAAAGUCAUGCAACAGGGUUUUGCAUACCUGCCUGCCGGGAUCUGCACGUCGAGCAUGGGCAGGCCUGUCUCCUACGAACAGGCCGUAGCAUGGAAGGUUUUGAACGAGGAAGAAUGCCCUCACUGCUUUGCCUUUAUGUUCGUCAACUGGUCAUUCGUCUGACAAGUUGUCUUUGUUGGUUGGCAAAAUUUUGAAAGUAGCUUGUGAACUGACUCUUUUGGGCCUUUCGGUUUUCUUCUUUUUUGUUUCCUAAACAUCAGUAUGGUGAUGACUGUUAGACCAUGGUUGUUGUCAUAUUGAUAUCCUCUCCCGCAUACUAUUUAGAUUUUGCUUUGUGGGUUGUUAGAGGAUAUGAAGUAUACUGCGUCAUAUACAAUGUUAUGUCAUCUAUUUUGGGUAUUUUUGGUUCUGUUUCA